This is a messenger RNA of Trichechus manatus latirostris (Florida manatee), 741 nucleotides long. RefSeq names its product neurogenin 1 (gene NEUROG1). The transcript has a single exon. The coding region runs from base 1 to 741 and encodes 246 amino acids. Gene Ontology annotation, cellular component: nucleus. The record is from RefSeq and is a predicted model, not a curated record. Gene Ontology annotation, biological process: axon development; positive regulation of transcription by RNA polymerase II; sensory organ development. Gene Ontology annotation, molecular function: DNA-binding transcription factor activity, RNA polymerase II-specific; protein dimerization activity; E-box binding. NCBI's taxonomy places the organism in Eukaryota, Metazoa, Chordata, Mammalia, Sirenia, Trichechidae.
AUGCCCGCCUCUCUGGAGACCUGCCUCUCCGACCUCGACUGCUCCACCACCAGCAGCAGCAGCAACAGCGACCUGUCCGGCUUCCUCACCGACGAGGAGGACUGUGCCAGGCUCCAACCCCCAGACUCUGCCUCAGGGCCGCCUGCGCCGCCCCGCAGAGGCGCGCCUGGGAUAUCCGGGGCGCCCGAUGCUCCGGGGGCGCAAGACGACGAGCAGGAGCGGCGGCGGCGCCGGGGCCGGGCGCGGGUGCGCUCCGAGGCGCUGCUGCACUCGCUGCGCAGGAGCCGGCGCGUCAAGGCCAAUGAUCGCGAGCGCAACCGCAUGCACAACUUGAAUGCGGCGCUGGACGCGCUGCGCAGCGUGCUGCCCUCCUUCCCCGACGACACCAAGCUCACCAAGAUCGAGACGCUGCGCUUCGCCUACAACUACAUCUGGGCCCUGGCGGAGACACUGCGCCUGGCCGACCAGGGCCUGCCCGGAGGCGGUGCCCGGGAGCGCCUCCUGCCGCCGCAGAGCGCCCCCUGCCUGCCAGGGCCUCCGAGCCCCAUCAGCGACGCCGAGUCCUGGGGCUCCGGCGCCGCUGCCUCCCCCUGCGCCGCCGCCACCUCGCCACUCUCCGACCCCAGUAGCCCCGCCGCUUCUGAAGACUUCGCCUAUGGCCCGGGCGAUCCCCUUUUCCCCUUCCCCGGCCUGUCCAAAGACUUGCUCCACACGACGCCCUGUUUCAUUCCCUACCACUAG